UUUCUAUGUGAGAAGGCGGGGAAGUAGUCGCCGCCGGCAGAGUCGGGCGCGCCGCUUCCUAUUCUGUUUUUCGCAUGUGUCUUAAGAGCAAGAGAGGAACCUUUGCCUACGGGAGCCAUGUCUGAAAGUGGCUCCUCGUCCGCCGCCAUCCCCAAUGGCGGGGGUGGUCCCCGGCAACCCGGCAAUAAAGUGACCGUGGUCCUGGGAGCACAAUGGGGCGAUGAGGGGAAAGGAAAAGUGGUGGACCUGCUCGCGCAGGACGCGGACAUCGUCUGCAGGUGCCAGGGAGGCAACAAUGCUGGACAUACUGUUGUAGUAGAUUCUGUGGAAUAUGACUUUCAUCUCUUGCCCAGUGGUAUCAUCAAUCCCAAAGUCAUGGCAUUUAUUGGAAAUGGUGUGGUAAUUCAUUUGCCAGGAUUGUUUGAAGAAGCAGAGAAAAAUGUUAAAAAAGGGAAAGGAUUAGAAGGCUGGGAGAAACGAUUAAUUAUAUCUGACAGAGCUCAUAUUGUAUUUGACUUCCAUCAAGCUGCUGAUGGCAUCCAGGAACAGCAAAGGCAAGAGCAAGCAGGAAAGAACUUGGGAACUACAAAAAAGGGAAUUGGUCCAGUGUAUUCUUCUAAAGCAGCUCGAAGUGGGCUCAGAAUGUGUGAUCUAGUUUCUGACUUCAAUGAAUUUUCAGAAAGAUUCAAAGUGUUGGCCAACCAGUAUAAGUCUAUUUACCCUACCUUACAAAUAGACAUUGAAGGAGAAUUGAAAAGACUCAAGGGUUACAUUGAAAGGAUCAAACCCAUGGUGAGGGAUGGUGUAUAUUUUAUGUAUGAAGCCUUGCAUGGCCCACCAAAGAGGAUUUUAGUAGAGGGUGCAAAUGCAGCACUGCUGGACAUUGAUUUUGGGACUUACCCUUUUGUGACCUCAUCAAAUUGCACUGUGGGUGGUGUUUGCACUGGCCUGGGAAUGCCACCUCAGAAUGUUGGUGAAGUAUAUGGAGUUGUUAAAGCAUACACAACCAGAGUUGGAAUUGGUGCCUUUCCUACAGAACAAGACAAUGAAAUUGGAGAACUACUGCAAACACGAGGAAAAGAAGUUGGUGUGACAACUGGUCGAAAGAGACGAUGUGGCUGGUUGGAUCUGGUAUUGCUUAGAUACGCUCACAUGAUCAAUGGAUUCACUGCAUUGGCUCUUACCAAAUUGGAUAUUUUGGAUGUAUUUCCAGAAAUUAAAGUUGGUGUUGCUUACAAAAUAGACAAUAAAAUCAUACCUCAUUUUCCAGCAAACCAGGAAGUCUUAAAUAAAGUGGAGGUUCAGUAUGAGACCCUCUCAGGAUGGAAAGAAGAUAUAUCACAUGCAAGGACCUUUGAUCAAUUGCCUGUAAAUGCACAAAACUAUGUUCGAUUUAUAGAAAUGGAGCUAGGCAUUCCAAUUAAAUGGAUUGGAGUAGGGAAAUCCAGGGAGUCAAUGAUUCAGCUCUUCUAAAGAUACAGAAGAAAUGAAAGAAAAGGAAGCACACUCCAUAGACUGCUUGUUCUUAUAUCUGUUAUCCUUAGUCCAAUAAACAAAGUUUUUGGAAAGUUGGACAUUGUAUGUAAAAGAGCUAGAGAAGAUCUGGAAAAACUGUUGUUAGUGCUGUAAAGACUUUAACAACUAUCAGUAUCGUUAAUCUUACCACUUCACAAAUUCCAGAGUGUUUGUCACCAUUGCCACCCAUUGUCAUGGUGCCACCAGAGAUUUUCUUCAACUGUUUCUCCCAAAAUUUAUUUCAAGGUCUAAGAUUGUAUUAAUUUAAUGACCAUUUGUCUUUAUUGCCUCUCUGCUUUUGGUGGUCAAAUUUUCCUGAAAUUUUAGAUGCCUAGAAUGAGUAAUGCAGUUUUGCACAGAAUUUUACAUCCCCAUUUGUAUUCCUAAAGCUGUUAUUCCCUGUAUGGCUGCUGAUGUAGUGUGUGAUUAAAGAAAGGGAUGAUUUUUUAAUAAUGAAGAAAGAAAAUUUGUUAGUUUUUAUUAAAACUAAGAUGAUGAGUGAUAGUUUGGAAUUGGUGCUUAAAAUGUAUCCAGUGUAACAACUUAAUUUAUAAAUGAAAAUAUUGAAAACAGAUUGUAGGAGUCGUAUGCUCACUACUGUAAGAAGAUCACCGAGUUUUUAAAAGUUACAACACUUUUGCAUUGCAGCUUGUUCUUCUUCAGACCAAUGAUCCGUCAGUUCAUUAGCCUAUUGCUAAAUCUAUCCAGUAUCAGCUAUUUAAAAAUGACUAGAAAUAGGCUUAAUAGAUGUUGAAUAGCUUAUUCCUUGAGUAUGCACAUCAGAUUUUGGCAGUCCAAUUAUGGCUGCUCUUGUCUACCUACGUAAAUAGUCCCUGAAGGCAGUGUCUUAUUAUAAAUUGAUUUUUUAAAACUACCUGAAUCUGUGUUAGACUGUUUGGCAAAGACAAUCAGUUAUGUAGCUCAUGCUUGUGAUUUGCAAAAGCCAUUACACUGAAUGCCAGUUCAACUGAGGUAUAAGUAACUUUAAUCUCCACUACAUUCUUUAACUCUCCUAAUAUCAUUCAUGGCCUGCUCUUUCUCACAGGGCUUUUCUCUGUAAGCUAAAAAACAUGUCCUUUUCUUAUAGAGAAACCCUUCCAUACCUUUGUUAAUGUGAUUAUUUUUUUAAAGAUGAGACAGAAUUGCACAUGCUACUCAAUAUUUGGGCAUACAUAUAUAGUAUUACUGACAUUUUGUUAAGAGUUAAGGCUGCUAGUUAGUCUUCUAAUAGCCCAUUGCCUAAAUUACACUGCUAACAGCUAGAAGAAUCCCCUACACAUUUCUUAGUGCUGAAGUGUCUAAAAAUGGAGUGUAAGCUGCUAGCAUCUAGGAGUAUAACAGUUUGUUAGUCCAGCUAAAGUCUGUAAUGAAUGAGAUCAUGCUUCAGAAAAUGUAUUUUAAUAAGUUUUAGUUGCAUUCCUAAGUUCUGGAUGAAAAAUAAUUGGCAGCUCAAACUCUUACCAAAAGAGGAUUUUAUCAUAAAUUUUUGGUGGAAAUUUACAAGAGGUGGGUGGGGGAGGGAAGAACUUAAAACACUUAUUUUCUAUGAAAAUACCACUCUCACUUUCUGGGAAAGUUUGUUGUAAGUUCUAGAAUGGUAUCAGUAGUACAUGAAAGGACAAGUGUGUCUAAUUAUUCUGUGCCUCAUACUCGCCACAGACUGUAAUCCUGUCUUUAAUGUACCUUCAGUUCAACAACGUAAUAACUAGCAUCUCUAUUGUUUUUCCCUACAUGAAAUGUUAUUUUAAGAUAAAGUUAAAAAUGCAGACAAUGAAAGCAAAGAAUAGACACAACUAUACAACAAGAUUACUAAGUAAACCUAUAAGGAGCAAAGGACAGUGCUUACAAUCUUUAUAAUGGGUAAACAUUUAGAACAACUAGAAUAAAACUAACUUAGGUGAUGCUUACCAACUGUUGAGUGAGCUUGUGUCAGUUAUGUAGCAAAAUCAUAGGUACAAAAAUAUACAUGUAUCUACAUUUAAUUGGAAUGUGAUCAGAAGCUUAAGUUUCACAUGAGAUAAACCAUGGCACUUAAUCUCUUUCUCCCCCCCUCACUCCCCCCCUCAGAAUUGGGUUUCUUGGCUUGCUUUGUAUGUUGUACAUAAUGGUCCCCCAAAUUUUAUUAAUCUGUUACUGUAUACAGUUGCUGAAGAAAGUCUUUAUGCAGGAAUCAAUGAUUAAACUAAUACUAGCAUUUUCUUUAAGAAAUCAGGGACUGGAUUCAGAAUUGUGUGAGCAGUAAUCAACUCACGUGAUAAGGUGUCUCUGCUUCCUCAUUCUUGCACCCCUUCAAAAUUCUUACCUUAAAUGUCCCCAGCACCCCACAACCUUUAACUUUCUCAAGUGCCUCUAAAUAACCAAAACAACCCUGUAAAACUAUUUUUAAAACCCAAAUGUAAGUUUAUUCUUGGAAGUGCUAAAUAUGCUUUUGCUCUCUAAUGUUUCUGACUCAAACAAUACCCACUCAGAUGCACUUGUUCCUGAAAAAUACAGCAUUAGUUUUUUCUCUCUUUUGCUUCAGUACAAUAUGCUGAGCUGAUCAUUUUUGAGCCAAUAAUCCACUGUUGUGCCCAGAUUCAUUUUCUGACUUCUGAAAACUUCAAAAAAGAACCCAACAUUGAAGCUCAGAAUAGUAUUUACUAUAUUUUUUUCCUGGACAUAGCUUUGAUUAUGGCACUUUAAAAUUCUCACUGUACACAUUUAUCCAUGGAACUUUAGAUUCUGCCCCUUUUAACAUUCUCACUGAUAAGCUCUGUACCUGAUUUUCAUCUAGAUUUAAUUUCUAGAACUUGCAUAGCAUGCAGAGAACAGAUUUUCUUUACUCCAGUUUUUUCUUCCUUUUCUGCCUAUUUUACUAAUGGUGUCCAUGGUUGAGUUGUUUUGUUUUGACAGCAUGUAUAAUGCAAGAGUGACUCAUACUUCUGUAUUCCAGUUGGUGGAGUGCAGAGGGCUAGUGGCCAUAUGUACUACUGGCCACAUGCAGGGCUUUUCUUAUAUUCUAUUUUUAAAGGUACAGUUAUUUUUUUCUAUUACCAAUAAUAAUUAAUAGAUUUAUAUACACCUGAACAUAUUUAAGGGGUUAACAAAAUGCAUUAUGCAUAAAUGCAUAUAAUUGCUAACACAUUUGUAUAGAACAUUAAUGAAAAUACUAUAAUUAGUUUAAACAGCACCAUAAUUAGAAACAAAUAGACCGGCCAGCCAUCACCUGGGAGACCUGAAUAAAGAAAUGGGUCUUUCAUUGGUGCCUAAAUCAUGAUAUAGUUGAUACCCCCCUGAAUAUGAGGGCAGAGAUUCUUCCAUGACUCCAUCAUGGAGAAGGCUUCAUUCCUGGUUGCUGCAAGAUGUCAAUCUGUAUGUGUUGGCCUAAGCAGCAAGAUCUUGAAGAAUUACCUUAACACUUGCAUAAGUAUUGAUGAAGGCAAUCUGAUCUCAUGCUGCUCAGGGUUUUAAGUAGCAACAGCAAUGCCUUGUACUUGGCUCAGUAGCUAAUAGCAGGUGCAAUUGUGUCAAAUGUGAUAUAAAGGUACAAGCCCAGACACUUCACUGGGCUGAAUGGCUGCUACUUCCUGAAGCAGCUGCAGCUUUCAGACCAAUCAUAAGGAUAGUGCAUUAGUGUAAUCUAAGCAUGGGUGCAUAGGCUACGGUUGCCGGUCUGAAUUGGUAAAAGGCAACCUCUUGCUACAGAAGCCACUUGGACUCCUAAUGACAAUAUUGAGCACCCUCAAACCAUGUACCUGUUCUUUCUGAGGGAAUGCAACCCUGUGAAAAAUAAGCUGUCUUUCCAAUUCCUGUAGCUAGGAAACACCCAGUCAUACAAUCUCCAUUUUAUCAGGAUUCAGGCUGUUUGUCGGCUCUCAUUCAAUUGAUCAUUAAAUACAGGCACUGGUUCAGAUUAAGUUCAGUUUAUCUCAGUUCAGAAGUUACAGAGAAACGGAGCUGGAUGUCACCGGCAUACGGAUGGUACCUUGCCUCCAAUCACCUAAUGACUGCCUGUGUGGUGUAGUUUUGUUGUGUUGCAAUAUACAUGCAUUUGCUUACAUGGGGAAUACUCAGCAUGCCAUACUCAGCACACUACAAACAAGGAUGAACUCCGUGUGCACCUAUAGAGUCCUUUGAAAGCUGUCAAAAAUUUGAGUGGAAGAAGAACUCAUUUUUCUUUUGUAAAGUCUCUUACUGUGUCAUCCUAUUUGGCUUUGAAUGAUAUCGCAGAUGGUAUAAAUGAGCUUUCUUUUUUCUUAGGACUUAUUCCUGUUAUAACUAUCACCCCUUGUGAUGUAUGUGGGCUUGACUGCCCGACAAAAAGGAGGAGGGCUAUAUGACACACACACAGGUCCUUAAGCUCUAACGACUCAGAUUUUGUUAAAAGGAAUGCAAUUGCAGAAUCAAAAGCAAAUGUGCUUGCAUGCAUUCAAGCAUUUGAUCUCUCCAGCAUUGUGUUGGCUUCUGCAGGCCACUGAAGCGUAAAGUAGAAGUGCCCUUGCUCUAAUAGUGUUGUGUAAGAGCUCAUUCCUUUACCCCUGAAAGUUUUUUUUUAAGGGCACAUGUUUUAUUUUUUUAAUAGUCUGCUAUUAAGCACUAUCUUUGGACUUCUCAGAGGUGGACAUGGACCAUGCAACCUUCAUGAAUAUGUGCAUGGGAGGCAGGUAUGAAAGAAGCACAAACUGCUGUGCUAGUUCACAUUCCAAGAAAAGUUAUAAUAAGCACCUCAUCUGAUGAUAGGCAACACUGAUGGGGGAAUUUUGGUUGGGACUUGUUAAUAGUGAGGUAGAAGCAAGAAGUUAGAUCACUUUCCCUUUGCUUGGCUGCAUUAAAUACAGACCUGGAGCAUUUUGUUAGCACUCCUGCAAGUUAUACUGUAGUUAAGUGACCAUCUUCUCUCGAGUGUUGACUGGGAAAUUAACAGUGAUGCCAGUUCAACCUAACUUUUAAUAAAUGGGGUGAACAGAUGCAGUUUAGAAUGAAAAAAGAGAUACAAAGUUGGUGAUGUGAACUCAUUUGUACCUGUAUGGCACUGGAGCACUUGAACAAAAAUUGAACCAGAAUAGGUGUAAGGAACAUUGUGGUAAUAACAGCACUUGCUGGUGAAAGAGCACCUUUCUGGUGAUUUAUUUUUUAAUGCAUAGCUAGUCAAUGCACUGGAGUGUUUGUGCAGAAAUCCAAAUGGAUCUAAUCAAGUAAUUCCAGUGAAAUUUCUAGCAAGAGCAAAGUGUAGGCAUCAGUUCCAGAAUUACUGCAUUCGCCAUUCACAGGUGAAAAACUCCUUGCAGAGUAAAACUGUAUAAUGAUAAAGCAAAUGAGGGAAACACAUUCCUAAAUUUUGUAAAAUUAACUGCUUUUGAAAAACCCUGAUGUCUGUCUAGGACAGAGAGCCUAGAGCUGUUUGUUUCUGUGAAGCCGUAUGGGCUAAUCUGUGCUGCACUGUUACAAUUCUGAAAGGUAACAUUACAAUUUCCCCUGUUCUAACUAUUUUACUAUAAUUCCAUUUUCCAUUUUGACACACAUUUUAAAGAUUUUCCAUAAUUAAAGUAGAAUGGUUAAAAUCCUUGCAGACCAUCUUUUAAUACGGCACACCAUUUUGCUUAGCACUAGUCAUAGUCCACAAUAUUUUUGUCAAGCAAUCUUGAAAGGAUGUCCAUAAUGUUUUCUUUUAAGCUCUGGUGAAAUAACUUCUCAGACUCCCAUAAAUGAAGGCUUCACCUUGUCCCUCCUCUUGGUAGAAGUACUUUUCCAAGCUGCCAAUGCCUCAGCAGUGGUUCUUGGGCGAAGAUUAUCCUCAAUGCCCUCUAUAAUUAAAAAAAAAAAGUCGUUACAGGCCCUUCUUGAAUUCAGGAAAAAUUAAUGAAUAAAAAAGUUGGUAAUCUUGAGCAGAACCAUCUAAUAUUUCCUCUUGCCUCUCCCCAGCCCCCUCCCUGCUGAUACAACUGCCCCAAACAGCCGUUGGAUCAUUCAGAUCAAUAUUACCAAGUUAGGCAUUAGAUUAUGCUCCCUUCUUGAAGAUUCAGUAGACUGCCCUUUUUCGAUCAUGCCCUGCAUAAGGCUUUUGUAUCAUUUUCUUGUUUCAUUUCAUCAUUUGCUUCAUUCUGUGUUUUAAUUUGAUUCCCAGCCCAAUAAUUCUCCAUCAGUUAUUCUGAGCUCAUAAAUCCUAUCUGAAUCUCAGCCAGAUUGCAGAAGAGCAGCUGCAUAGCUUGGACUGUUAAGAUGGUUGAUCUUUGCCUGGAGCCACUAAAAAUUGUACCAAGCUCUUCCUUGGGGAGGAAAAAUACAUGGAUCAGUCCAGCACUUUAGCUGCAGCCACUCGACUGCUGGAAAAACAUAAUGGACAGAGGUUGUGUAUGCUUCUAAAAAGAACUGUUAUUAUGACUCUUUUUCUCAUUGAAUAAAAGAUACACACACAGUGUCAUAAUGCUUGCUGAUUCCUAUGCUUGCCGAUUCCACAGUUUGAAAAAAGUGUUACCAUGUAGUUUAGGGGAUUGUUGGGAGUUUGCUUGUUUUUGAGAGAUGUAAGCUUCCUUUUGCCCAGGGAACUUUGGAUCCAGACCUAUAUAUUUUCAUAGCAGGACAAAGAAAGUGCAAGCUUAUCUUCUGGAAAGGACGAGGAGGAAUUCUUCAACUCUGUAGCCAAUUGUAAGGGGAAAGGCUUUCUGCCAAAAUAUUAGAGCAAGGAUUAUCUGAUGGAAGCCUGUUAAUCCAUGGUCUAAUGGCUUUACUUGAUUUGUGAAGCAAAGUUGAAGAAGGCUUUCAUACUAAUUUUAAUUGCUUGUACAGUUUAAGAGUGUAAGAAUUAGGUGUUGGAACAAACAAAACCCUUUAAAUGCCAUGUGAAACUUUAGUAUAGCUACAUGCAGUGGUGCUGUUGGGGGCUCGUUCUUGGUUUGUUCUGAUAUUUACUCUGGUCAGUUCCAAGUGGAAAAUGAGGUUACUGGCUCCCUUCCAAGUUAUGAUGAAGCCUGUAAUGUGCAUCCAUGUCUUAUAUAAAAUGUUUUUAUAAAGUAAAUAGAAAAGGUAAAGGGUUUUUUUUAACCCCAACCUACUGGCUAUCUUUUCAAUUAUUCCUUACAAAUGAAGUUACUAGCUUUGACUAUAGUCUGUGUAAUGUUGAAAGGUUCUGUUGGCCUUUUUAUUGCAACAGAUAAAUAUAUAAGUGACCAUGUCAAUCAAUGCAUAAUUUUUAAUAACACUAGGAGCUUUCCUAACAAAAUAUGAAUUGCAGAUAUUAAAUGGCUGUGCUUUACCCACCUGACUUGUAACAUGGCAAUGUGAAUGCUUCUCUAUAUGUGGUUUGUGUAUACCAAUCAUGGACUCUCUUCUUCAUCCUUUGGUAAUGGAUAUACUGCUUCAGAACUAAAUAGUCAUACUCAUGGUGAUGUACAGUUUCAUGUUUUACUGGAACUGGUUGCAGUCUUGUAAAAGGUCUAAAUGCAAAGCAUAAAUAGUUUAAUAAUCUCAUGUUGACAACUGGCUUCAUAACACAUGAACACAUAUCAGCCAAGUAUCAGGAUGCUUAUUCAAAUAUCCUGUUGAAAUAGACCCCUCAGCUAUAAUCCAAAUGUAGUCUAAUAGGCAUUAGCAGCAUGACAGCUUAGAGUGAGAGUUUAAUAAUAAACUAUUGUUCUUCAACUGGCCCUAUCAGGUUCUUCAAAUAGGGCAAAUGAGGCUGUGGAUCUUGUAGGUAAUCUGUAUAAACUGCAUUGACUUAUUCUACUGUAGAAGCCUACUGUAACAUACAAUAAAUCUCUUCCAAUAUUCA
This is a messenger RNA of Varanus komodoensis (Komodo dragon), 9262 nucleotides long. RefSeq names its product adenylosuccinate synthase 2 (gene ADSS2). Gene Ontology annotation, cellular component: cytoplasm. The record is from RefSeq and is a predicted model, not a curated record. Bases 118 to 1473 code for a protein of 451 amino acids. The transcript is spliced from 13 exons. Gene Ontology annotation, molecular function: GTP binding; adenylosuccinate synthase activity. Gene Ontology annotation, biological process: IMP metabolic process; 'de novo' AMP biosynthetic process. Lineage: Eukaryota; Metazoa; Chordata; Lepidosauria; Squamata; Varanidae.